CAUGCGCAGUUAGGUGCUUCAUUCAAAGAAGAAAGAAACCCAAUGGACAAGUUUGAGGAGGAGCGACUGAAGGUGCCGUUCGGGUCCAAGCACCUGGAUGCCGCCCUGUGUGUCCCUGCCUCGGGGGAAGACGUCCACACAGCCGUCAUCCUGACACACGGAGCAGGAGGAGACAUGAACUUCACACACCUGGUGUCUCUGGCCAAAGCUCUGGUGUCUGAGGGCUUCAUCUGCCUCCGCUUCACCUGUAGAGCUCUAAACCUGGGCUACAGAGUGAAGGCGUACUGGGCUGUGUGGGACUACUUGAAGUCCCUCCAGAAGUUUACAAUCAAGCACAUAUAUUUUGGAGGCAGGUCGAUGGGAUGUCGUGCUGCUGCGGCUCUAGCUCGACGGCUGAGUGAUGAAUCUGAGGAUGCGGUGCAGGGCGUCGUCUGCCUUUCUUUCCCCCUGCACCCACCGGGACAGACGCACGCCCAUCAGCAGCGCAGCGAAGAUCUCCGGACGUUACCCGAGCACAUGCGUGUGCUGUUUGUGUCCGGCACUGACGACAACAUGUGUGACAGGGUGCUGUUUAACGGGAUGCUUAAAGAAAUGAAAGCUCAAGUGGAGGUUUUCUGGCUACAAGGAGGCAGCCAUGGACUGACAGUGAAAGGAAGAGCGGAGGACUCUGUGCUGGAUGAAGUGAACUUAAAAGUAAUCGCCUGGAUCAGAGAGCAGGAAACGUAGACUCAUUGAUGUUACCAGAUUUUGAUUUAUUUAUUAUAUUUUUUACUUGUUAAAUAAAGGACAGUGU
Stegastes partitus (bicolor damselfish) is the source of this 793-nucleotide messenger RNA. RefSeq names its product testis expressed 30 (gene tex30). The transcript has 5 exons. NCBI's taxonomy places the organism in Eukaryota, Metazoa, Chordata, Actinopteri, Pomacentridae. The record is from RefSeq and is a predicted model, not a curated record. The coding region runs from base 43 to 726 and encodes 227 amino acids.